Messenger RNA from Vitis riparia (riverbank grape), 1831 nucleotides. RefSeq lists its product as uncharacterized. Gene Ontology annotation, molecular function: protein binding. The transcript has 7 exons. Bases 190 to 1647 code for a protein of 485 amino acids. The record is from RefSeq and is a predicted model, not a curated record. NCBI's taxonomy places the organism in Eukaryota, Viridiplantae, Streptophyta, Magnoliopsida, Vitales, Vitaceae.
ACGGGCAACAGCGGAAAAAAAGCUCAAUGAGCAAAAGACACAGAAGUGGUGAGAGCAGAGCACAGUGCCAUAACUUGAAAACCCCAAUCCAAGAUGUCUCUGCAGGGAUGAAAUCAUCUUGAAAGUCCAGUCCGGGGCUCUGCUACAGUCUCUUUCUGAAGCUUAGGUUUGGUGGUUGUUCUGAGAGCCAUGAAAAAAUCCCUUCUUUUUCUCAUUAUCUUAACGCUUGUUUUCACUUUUUCCCUUCAAUUUCGGGCUCAGGCUGCCCCUCCUUUAGGACCCUUUGUAAGGCACUUUUCCUCUCUUCUCAAAUGGACUAGGUCUUCCUCCAAAGCACCCCAUUCAGGUAAUGGGCAUGUUCUUCAAUUUGAAGAUGGGUACUUGGUUGAAACUGUUGUGGAAGGAAAUGAGCUUGGGGUUGUUCCUCACUCAAUCCGGGUGUCUGAGGACGGUGAACUCUUUGCUGUCGAUGCAGUUAAGAAUAACAUCGUUCGGAUUACUCCUCCAUUGUCACAAUAUAGUAGAGCGAGAUUGGUUGCUGGUUCAUUUCAGGGUCACACGGGACAUGUUGAUGGAAAACCUAGUGAUGCCCGUUUUAAUGGCCCCAAAGGUGUAACUAUGGAUGAUAAAGGGAACGUGUAUGUUGCUGACACCUCAAAUCUGGCCAUCAGAAAGAUAGGAGAUUCAGGUGUGACAACAAUUGCAGGUGGGAAAUCAAAUGUUGCAGGGUACAGAGAUGGACCCAGUGAGGAUGCAAAGUUCUCAAGUGAUUUUGAUGUAGUGUAUGUUCGGCCUACCUGUUCUUUAUUAGUUGUUGACAGAGGAAAUGCUGCACUUCGGCAAAUCUCUCUCAACCAGGAGGAUUGUGAUUACCAGAACAGUUCUAUUUCUGCCACAGAUAUUUUUAUGGUUAUUGGUGCUGUCAUGGUAGGGUAUGCUUCAUGCUUGCUUCAGAAAGGAUUUGGGCCUUCCGCUUUCUCAAAGACGCAGCACUCAGAGAGUGAAUUCGAAGACCAACUGAUCAAGGAGAAACCAACUCCCAUUGUGGAGAGCAUAAAAGAGGAACCAGAUGCAGGAUGGCCUUCCUUCGGGCAGCUCAUAAUUGAUCUGUCCAAGCUCACGCUCGAAGCACUGACUGGCAUAUUACUUUACUUCAUCCCUUCUCGCUUCAUGCCCACCCGAGCCAGGAAAGGCCUCACUCCAUUAAAAGAUCAUCUCAUAAUGCCUGAAGACGAAGCCGAUCCCCCAUUAGCUCAGAAGCAGAGAGCCCCCCCUCCUCUUUCCGAAACCAGACAAGCACAUACUCCAAACACAAGCGAAAAAUAUUCAGAAAUGAAGCCUCCCAAGAUCAAAUCAUACAGCUUUAAGGACCCUUCAUUGUCAAGCAAGCACCGAUCUUCAAAACGACAAGAAUAUGCAGAAUUCUAUCAUUCAGGUGAGGUUCCUCCUCCCUACACCCAAGUCAGGUCCAAGAGCCAGAAAGAAAGAAGCAGGCAUCGACAACGGGAUAAAAGUGGAGAGAUGUUUGGAGCAGUUGGGACCGAGCCAAAACCGGUAGAGAUCAAGGCAGUGGACUAUGAUGAUCCAAAGUUCGACCAUUACAACAUCAGAAGCAAGUAUGGAUCCGACGAUUCGUUUCGGUUUUGAUUAGAUUGCAGCCGUCAAAUUCAUCUUGUUUUUUCUACCUUUUAGAUUUGUACUAUUUCGUUAACCGGAUCGGUUGUUUUGAGCGUCUGUCUUCUGAGCAAAGGCCCCCUCUUGAGCAGGAUUGACAAUCUUUGAACCAUUUGUUGAAGAAGCAUAGUAAUGAAAGAAACUCAUUGUGCAGGUA